Sapajus apella (tufted capuchin) is the source of this 1166-nucleotide messenger RNA. RefSeq names its product doublecortin domain-containing protein 1-like. The transcript is spliced from 5 exons. The record is from RefSeq and is a predicted model, not a curated record. The coding region runs from base 8 to 607 and encodes 199 amino acids. Gene Ontology annotation, biological process: regulation of mitotic cytokinesis. Gene Ontology annotation, molecular function: microtubule binding. Lineage: Eukaryota; Metazoa; Chordata; Mammalia; Primates; Cebidae.
UCCCAAUAUGGUCCUUCAUGCCUCAGUUUCCAUUGGAAAGUGGAGUUUCUCAAGCAGUGAAGCAAGCAGCAGGAGUCAGACAGAAUCAUCAAUCCUGUGGCCUCAAGCCAGUGUGUGGCUGAUCACCAAGACUGGAAUGAUCCUGAGCCGAGCGAUAACUCAGGGCUGCCUGGCUAUUGGUCAUCCUGUCAGAGUCAAGGCCGCUGAGGGAACAUCACUGGCAGGAUAUAAAUUAAUCCUACAGAAAAGACAUAGUGGAGAUGAAUCUCAGAAGUGGGUGUUUGGAACUGAAGGUUGCAUUUAUUCAAAGGCUUAUCCUCAGUUUGUUCUGACCUACCUAGAGGAGCUAAAUGCCGAAGUAGAUGUGACCCAGACAGAGUAUCACAUUCACCAUGGUGCCUGGACCACAGCUCAUCAGGAAUGUGGCAGAAACUUAGCAGAAGAGGUUCUGCAAGAAAGUGCCAGCAACCCUGGUCUGAAGCAACUGCCAGAACCCUCAGACACCCAUUUAAUGCCAGAAGGUUCUCUUGAGGAGACAGGGCAGCUGACAGUAGCACUGGUGAGGAAACUGGAAGAGAAACAUCCUAAGGCUUCUGCUCAGAGGUAGGGUACUGACAGAACUGAGCUUUAUUGCUCAAUGACAUUCGAUGUUUUCCUUCAGUUUCAUGUAAGAUUGAUUUCUUGAAGAUUAUUGAAAUAUCUCAAAAGCCCUUUGGCUUUCAAACAUAGUAGUUUUUGGGUCACAUUAGAUGAAGAAAUGAGACAUUUAUGUAUAUUUUGUUGAAGAUUGAUGUACUGUAUGUUGUUGUUUAUAAAUAUACUCAGGAUGGGUUGCUGUCCUGGGAUUUCACUAAAAUACUCUGAAAUAACCUAAUUAAGCAAAGGCAGUACAGACCAUAUAUCCAAUUGUUAAAAAUAGCAAGGUAUGUUGAAGAAAACUGUCCCAUGAGCAAUCCUUUUUAUUUUCCAUGAGAACAUUAUUAUUUGGACUCAAGGUUAAGCGCACAAUAGAUGGUCUUAACCAGUGACAACAAAUCAACUCCAUUUCCAUUCCUAGAAUAAAAAUAACAUCAUUAAUAUUGCUAACCAACUGAAAAAUUAUCCUUGGUUAAAAAAUGGAAACAGUUUCUCUGAUCCUCUUUAUUUAAUUGGAAACUAAAAUUCAU